GGGGCAUCGGGAAAACAACAUUGGCUAGAAGAGUUUAUGAUGAUCCAACAAUAAAAUCACAUUUUGACAUUCUAGCAUGGGCUACUAUGUCAAAGCAAUACUGUGUUAGAAGAAUGUUGUUGCAGCUUCUUCAUUGUAUUCCAUCAACCAAGGAUGUAAUCCGCGAGAAAAUGGAUGAUGGUGAUCUAGCUGGCAAAUUGAAACAGAGGUUGUGGAAGCGCAGGUACCUAAUCAUCAUUGACGAUAUAUGGAGCACCGAUGCUUGGGAUGAUAUAAGUCAAUGGUUUCCAGAUUGCAGAGGAAGUUACAUCCUACUUACAACAAGGUGCGGUAAUGUGGCCAAUUAUGCUGCUCCCGAUAAUUGUCAUGGAGUGCCUUUGACGAUUACAGUAGUUGCUGGGCUUUUAUCUAAAUGCAACAAUGCACUAGAUGGAUGGGAGCAAGUUGCACAAGAUGUGAAAUCAGCAAUAUUUGAAGAUCCUAGUCGACAAUGUGAAAAGGUCCUUGCUUUAAGUUACUACUAUCUACCUCAACAGCUGAAAGCAUGCUUCCUAUAUUUUGCGAUUUUUCCCGAAGAUGAUGAGAUUAACGUGAAAAGAUUAAUCAACCUAUGGGUUGCAGAGGGACUUUUGAAGGAAGCUGAUGAUAAUAAAAGUUUGGAGGAUGUAGCUGAAGAACGUUUACAAGAACUUAUAGAUAGAAAUUUGGUUCUCGUAGGCCAGCAGAAUUUUUGCGGGGAGGUGGAAACAUGUAAGAUCCAUGAUCUCUUACAUGAGUUAUGCUUGAGACAAGCUCGAAGUGAGAACUUCCUACCUGUUAUAAGUAACGAAACAUGGAACCAAUUAGCCCCACGUGUCUCCCGAUCAUUCAUACAGGUCUGUCUGAUGAAAGUUCGGUCAAUUAUUGGUUUUCAUUGGUUAAACUCUCAUGAUCACUAUGAUCCAAAUAAAAUCCACACUAUUCUCUAUCGAGGUGAACGUGUAUACAUUGUAGAUCAACGGGGAAAUAUUGUAGCUGAUUAUGAAAGAAAGAAGACCGAAAUAUUAGAAUUCAAGAAUUUCAAAAUGAUCAGAGUAUUAGACUUGAGAAUGUUAUACUUGCACGAUGGUGUUCCAACCUCAUUAUUUGAUCUGGUGCAUCUCAGGUAUCUACAUUUGUCCAUUAACAGUCAUAAAUGUCUCCCUCGUUUCAAAUUUCAAAAUAUGCAAGUUUUGAUUGUUGAAAUAGAAAACUCUGGGAGCGUUAUGAUGCCUUUAGAAAUUUGGAGGAUGCCACAGUUAAGGAAUGUUCACUUUAUGAAGGCAGGAUGGCGAUGUCCUCCGAAUAUGCCCAGCGGUGAAAGGCGGCAUAAUGCAAUACUGAAACAGCUACACACCAUAACCGGAGUUGGUCCAUCAUGGUGUAAAGAAGAAAUAUUUGCACUAAUGCCUAACUUGAAGAAAUUGGAGGUUGUGGUUGACCGCAAUGAUUGCAAUGAGGAAUCCCUCGAUGGUAUCUGGUCUUCUGAUGAUUGGGAUUACUUGUGGCCGAAAAAUCCCGCACAUGAUGCCUUUUUUAAAAAUCUGAGCGCUUUUCCGCCAACUCUUAGAAGGCUGACAUUAUGCGGGUUAUGUCUUGAUUGGGCGGCUAUGGACAUUGUAGGCAUGUUGCCUAACCUCGAGGCACUCGAAUUGAAAGACAACGCAUGCGGACAUUAUUCUCUGACCACGUGGAGAUCCGGUAGAGGUAUGUUUUCUCGAUUAAAGUUCUUGUCACUACGUAAUAUGUUAUUUUUCACGAAGUGGAAAGCUGUCGAUGGCGACGAUCAUUUUCCUGUCCUGGAGAGACUUUUUAUAUCUCAUUGCAAAUGGCUAAAAGAGAUUCCACAAGAAUUUGCAAAUAUUCCAACACUGCAAGUGAUUGAGUUACGUGAGUGUAGUGUUCACCUGGCAAAAUCAGCAAAGCAGCUUCAACAAGAGCAAGAAGACAUCUUUGGAUGCCAAGCGACUAAUGUCAUUGAAUCCAAUUGUAAAUAUGCUUAAAUCAUCCCUAUUUCAUGCUUUGACAAUGACAUUACUACUAUAUAUA
Molecule: messenger RNA, 2067 nt
Organism: Lycium ferocissimum
Lineage: Eukaryota; Viridiplantae; Streptophyta; Magnoliopsida; Solanales; Solanaceae
Product: putative late blight resistance protein homolog R1B-17
Exons: 2
Coding region: 87-2021 (644 amino acids)
Biological process (GO): defense response to other organism
Molecular function (GO): ADP binding
Source: RefSeq, a predicted model, not a curated record